Messenger RNA from Cricetulus griseus (Chinese hamster), 2508 nucleotides. The record is from RefSeq and is a predicted model, not a curated record. Lineage: Eukaryota; Metazoa; Chordata; Mammalia; Rodentia; Cricetidae.
AUGGCUCGACUCCCCGUGGGCAUCCGCUUCAUCAUCUCCUUCUCCAGGGAUCAGUGGUACCGGGCCUUCAUUUUCAUGCUGACAUUCCUGCUGUACGCAAGCUUCCACUUAUCCCGAAAGCCUAUCAGCAUCGUGAAGGGUGAGCUCCAUAAGCAGUGUGCUGCAGGGGAUGAGCCUGAGCCCAGAUUCGGUGGCCCGAGCAGCAGUACCAGGCAUGGACCCACCCACUGGCUCCUGAACAACGAGACCGACUGUGGCUGGGCCCCCUUCGAUAAGAAUAACUACCAGCAGCUACUUGGAGCCCUGGAUUACUCCUUCCUAUGCGCCUAUGCCAUUGGGAUGUACCUGAGUGGCAUAAUAGGGGAACGCCUGCCUAUUAGGUAUUACUUGACUUUUGGGAUGCUGGCCAGCGGCGCCUUCACAGCCCUGUUCGGCUUGGGCUAUUUCUAUAACAUCCACAGCUUGGGAUUCUACGUGGUGACCCAGAUCAUUAACGGACUGGUGCAGACCACAGGCUGGCCCAGCGUCGUCACCUGCCUCAGCAACUGGUUUGGAAAAGGAAGGCGAGGCCUGAUCAUGGGGAUCUGGAACUCCCACACCUCCGUGGGCAACAUUCUGGGAUCCUUGAUUGCUGGCUACUGGGUGUCCACAUGCUGGGGACUGUCAUUUAUCGUGCCCGGGGCCAUCGUGGCAGCCAUGGGGAUAGUGUGCUUUCUCUUUCUCAUUGAACAUCCAAAGGACAUCAAGUGCUCCUCCACCCUGCCCACGCACUCCAAAAUCUCGGAGAACGGCAUGAACAGAUUUAGAUUGCAGAAGCAAACCACACACACUGAAAAGAAUGGACCUCUGGACCCAGAGCGGCAGUGUUUGCUGCUCUCUGAUGGGAAGAGCUCCCUCCACCCGAGCCACAUCGUGGUCCUUCCCAGUGACAGCAGUGGAAGCAUGGCAGCCAUCAGCUUCACAGGAGCCCUGAGGAUCCCGGGCGUGAUCGAGUUCUCUCUGUGCUUGCUGUUUGCCAAGCUGGUCAGCUACACAUUCCUGUUCUGGCUCCCACUGUACAUCACCAAUGUAGACCACCUGGAUGCCAAGCAAGCUGGGGAGCUGUCCACACUGUUUGACGUGGGCGGGAUCUUUGGUGGCAUCCUAGCAGGCGUGAUCUCCGACCGCCUGGAGAAACGAGCCUCCACCUGUGGUCUGAUGCUGUUGCUGGCGGCACCCACGCUCUAUGUCUUCUCCUCCGUCAGCAAAAUGGGACUGGAAGCCACCAUAGCCAUGCUGCUGCUCAGUGGGGCCCUAGUCAGCGGGCCCUACGCACUGAUCACCACCGCUGUCUCUGCAGACCUGGGGACUCACAAAAGUCUGAAAGGGAACUCUCACGCCCUGUCCACCGUGACUGCCAUCAUCGACGGCACUGGAUCUGUAGGAGCCGCCUUGGGCCCUCUGCUGGCAGGAUUCAUCUCCCCUUCCGGAUGGAGUAACGUCUUCUACAUGCUGAUGUUUGCAGACGCCUGCGCCUUACUGUUCCUGAUCCGCCUCAUACACAAGGAACUCAGCUGUCCAGGGCCGACUGCAGGGAUCCAGGCUCCGCUGAAGGAACACUGACCGUGACUCCUGGAGCACCUGGACACAUCUUAACACACACCGUCUUCGGAAAAGCAGAAAUGAAGGGUCUGUCUUAAAAAGGAAGCCACCUCGCCUUUGCAUAUGCAUCUGGGAGCCACUCUCAAGCCACCCUGAGACUUGCUGGACAGACAGACAUGGAGCUCAGAAUGACAAUGGGGAGUCUGCCUGGCUGUGUCCCACUGCCUUAAUGGGCCAAGGCCCAAUGGCCCAGCCAGUCCCAGCCUGGCAGGUGUAUGAUGCCCACUAGCCACUAAACUUGAGCCUGUACAGCUACAGGCAGGACUGGCCUGCACAGCACCUAGGCAGCCCACCCCUCUCAGGUAUCUAGUGUAGAAUGUUAUAUAGCUCGUGAGCCUGGGCCAUCCUGCUCUCCUGUUUCCUGAAAGUGCAGGGUGAAAGGACAGAACAUGUCACAAAUGUCCCAGCAACUAGCCAACAGCCUCUGAAUAGCAUGAGAAAGCCCGGUCACAGACAGAAACCAAGAUGGAGUCCACACCCAGCAGUCACGAAGACCCAUGCUCAGAACCAAGCAGGAAACUGUGCAUGUCAAGAUGUGAAUGACUGUGAAGCAAUAAGUCCCAACAAGACAGUGGCACUAGGAAGGCCAGUCCCAAAGCAUGUGCUGAGUCCCCUACAGGACUGAGAGAGCACAGAAGCUGGGUGCCAGGAGCAAUGGGUCCCACCCAGCCAUUCCUCUUACCCGAGACACCUAGGCUGUUUCUAGUCCCACAGGGAUUAUUUAUUUUAAAUGUAUAAUGUGUUAUAUAGAUUUUAAGAGAUAUAAAUGGGAUUUUGUUAUUUAUUAAGACAAACUAUGAUUGUUCUGUGGCCAUUUGUUGUCUUGGUUGUAUAUAUCUGCUCUUUGAAAUAAAUGAGCUUUUAUUA